This is a messenger RNA of Drosophila ananassae, 1056 nucleotides long. RefSeq names its product eukaryotic translation initiation factor 3 subunit G-2 (gene eIF3g2). The transcript has a single exon. Gene Ontology annotation, molecular function: translation initiation factor activity; RNA binding. The coding region runs from base 117 to 926 and encodes 269 amino acids. Gene Ontology annotation, cellular component: cytoplasm; eukaryotic translation initiation factor 3 complex. The record is from RefSeq and is a predicted model, not a curated record. Lineage: Eukaryota; Metazoa; Arthropoda; Insecta; Diptera; Drosophilidae.
ACUUUAACUUCAAAGCUUAAAAUACUGGAUCGUAGCAGGCUGCUCUUUUAAUUUCAGAGAAAUAUCUCUGCCUUGUAUUGCUUUCUCCACGGAGUAACACCGAAAAUUCAUCGAAAAUGAAACCCUUCAAGACCUCUUGGGCGGACGAAGUGGAGGCGGACUAUGUGGACGGUCUGCCGCCUUGUAGUGAGUACAUCGAGGGGGACUACAAGUACGUAACGGAGUACAAGUUCAACGACGACGGCAAGAAGGUGAAAGUGGUGCGCACCUUUAAGAUUGAAAAACAGGUGGUCUCCAAAGCGGUGGCUCGGCGACGUGGCUGGGUGAAGUUCGGGGACUCACGGCUGGACAAGCCGGGACCAAAUUCCCAGACCACCAUGGCCUCGGAGGAGAUCUUCAUGCUCUUCAUGGGCUCCAAGGAGUUCGAGCAGACACACGAAACCCAAAUGGACGCCGGCAAAAAUAUUGCCAAGUGUCGAAUCUGUAAUGGCGAGCACUGGAGUGUCAAUUGCCCUUACAAGGGCACUUCGAUGGACAGUAAGACCCUGAUGGAGAGUAAGGCCAAUGCAGCGGCGGCGGCUGCUUUGAAUGACCCGAGCAAACCGGGUAAGUAUGUGCCGCCGUUUAUGAAGGACGGCGCUGGAGGAGCCGGAGGCAAAGGCCGCGAACGGGACGAUUCGUCGGCGGUUCGUAUCUCCAAUUUAUCGGAAUCAAUGACCGAGACGGAUCUCGAGGAGCUGGUAAAGAAAAUCGGUCCGCACACUAAGAUGUACUUGGCCCGGGAGAAGAACACGGGACUGUGCAAGGGAUUCGCCUACGUGCACUUCAAAUUCCGUCAGGACGCAGCUGCAGCCAUCGAAAUCCUCAACGGACAUGGCUACGACCACUUGAUCCUCUGUGUCGAGUGGUCGAAACCGCAGCCAUGAAACGCGCAUCCUUUUGGACUUACUUCUCAACUUUAAUUCGAGAACGGAAAUGAGCCUCGGUUGGACCGAAAGAAAUUAAAAUAAAGUAUGGUGCAGUGAAAGAAAAUAAAUGGCCAGAUGCCCUAUGAUA